AUGAAGACCUGUGCUUUGAUUGCCUCCGCUGUUGCAGUUGCUCAGCCAGCCUUGGAGUUGGAGUAUGGUGCUUUCGCUCCGGCUGCUUUCGCUCCGGCCUUUGCUCCUAGCUUCGACGACCGGCGCGCGUAUGGCACCACUGACCGCACGUUCCGCGACCAGUACAUGAACGAGCGCCUCUUGAAGGACGACAGGUCGACUGUGAACUCUCCCCGCGCAUGGCCGACUUCUCAGACGUUGGGCCUGCCCGCAGUUGGCCAGCCGACCAUCACCUUGGCUGAUGCGCCCACUUUGUUCCCUGCGUACAGCAGCCCCUUGACCACAAGUCAAUUCGGCGCAACUCAGUUGGGCACUCAACUUGGUCCUCAACUCGGCACCCAGUUGGGCACUACCCAGCUUGGCAACCCGCUCGCAUACGGCCCCGCUUUUGGUAUCGGCGGACCCGCCGUCGGUGUGGGAGCCCCCGGUAUGGGCUAUGCCCCUGUGGACUUGGGUGCUCGUCGUGGCAACAAACUUGACAUCACAAACACCGACAACUACAACGACAAAGUCGCCGCUCAGAUUGGAGCGCUCGAGAAGAUGAACCACGCACGUGCUUCUGGACCUCAGUACAACACUCGUGACAACCUUACUCCCACCUCCAUCACUACCGAACGCAACUUCGUCGGACCCCGAGCCCGCUCCGACGACAUCUUCAGAACAGGCGGCGCCGCCAACUACCGUGACACCGGCAACUACGCCAACAGGGCCAACCGCGCAUCUGCCAGGUCCUUCGACCCCAUCUAUUAUUAA
This is a messenger RNA of Gregarina niphandrodes, 792 nucleotides long. RefSeq lists its product as hypothetical. Lineage: Eukaryota; Apicomplexa; Conoidasida; Eugregarinorida; Gregarinidae. Bases 1 to 792 code for a protein of 263 amino acids. The record is from RefSeq and is a predicted model, not a curated record. The transcript has a single exon.